AUGGCCGUCCUCACCAUUGUCCAACGAGCCAUACCCUUCCCCUGGAAAAGACGAUCCUCCGCAACCAGCACAACCAGCAAAGGCAAAGAAAAGGAAGAAGAACUCGACUUCGAACUCAAUCUCGAUCAUGAUUCGGAUCUUUACUUCCAUGAAAAGUCCCCCGGCACCCAAUUUGCCGCCAUACCCCGUCCAUCCAUGCACAGUGACGUCUCCGACACCCUGCAUGUAGCGGUGAAGCAGAGUCCAGGUCCAGACCAGACAAUCGACCCCCACGCAUCGUCCAGUGAAUUUUCCGACUGUGACUCUGAUUCGGAAUCAGAGAUUGACCAACAAGAGGCCUCCUCUUCGUCGUCGCGUGCGCGGUUCGGGCGCAUGGUUAACUGGGCGAGUAUUGUUCGCAGCCGAUGCCGGUGGACGCAAGAACAGGAGAAGGAACUUCAGGGUGCGGAGAAGCAGUUGGCACGGUGUCAAAGAGCCUGGAGCUCUGAGCAGGAAUUAUGGCUGUCAUAUAUCCAAGUUUUGCGCGAAGAAAAAGAAGCCCAUGAAGGCUUUAUGCUGAUGCGACUGAAGCAGCAGGAAGAUGAGCGAAGCCAGUUUCGCAAGGUCUGGAAGAGACGUCGAUCUAUUGAGAGCGCACUUGAAGAGAAGGAGAAGGAGAAGGAGAAGGAGAAGGAGCGAGAAAAAGAAAAGCAAAUCACUCUCAUGGUGAAAGGAAACAUCAACGGUCUUCAGAAGCUUCGUCGACUGCAGCUCGGAUAUCUAAGUCCUACUAGUUUAGUGACCAAGUCACCGGCAGUAACAUGUCAAGCCUGA
Penicillium verhagenii is the source of this 813-nucleotide messenger RNA. RefSeq lists its product as uncharacterized. The record is from RefSeq and is a predicted model, not a curated record. The transcript has 2 exons. NCBI's taxonomy places the organism in Eukaryota, Fungi, Ascomycota, Eurotiomycetes, Eurotiales, Aspergillaceae. The coding region runs from base 1 to 813 and encodes 270 amino acids.